UUGGAAGGGGGGCUUAGCAAAGACACUGGCGACCGUUGGCAGAUUGCUGGACGGGUAUUCAAUCCGUAGUCGAGUCUUGGCGGCCGAUUCUUGUCACCCUAUGCUGCAGACGGGCCACUUUUAUGACUUAGGCCAAGAAUCCCUCCACGGGGGCUUGAGCGAACGAGAUGACAAUGGACAUCGGAGCUCCACCACAAGUCAAUAGUGGAAUGGUAAUUCUGCUGCUCGGUAAUAUUUUGAUGAAAUAUUGUGAACCCCGGCUCUGGAAAAGGAGAAGCUCACGGCUGAACCGAUGCCUUGAACCCCUAGGACAGUCAAGUAUCACGAAACCAUUGAAGAGGAGUUUGGGAUGGAAGAUGUGCGUGUGCGUGUUGGAUUUCAAAAUCCUCCAUUCGAUGGCGAUAUCACGCAAGCCCUCCCCAGCCUAUCUGGUGAUUGAUAGGCCACGACGAAACGGAACCGGAUUUCGGGAGCCUCGAGAAUGUGCACCGCCCUAUUCUACCCCUGUCGUCGACGCGUGUUUCAUGUUGUUCGGCGGGAUGGUUGGACGGCAAGGGCCCACGCCACUGCGUCUGCUGCUUUUUUUUUUUUCUCUUCUAGCGACAGAGGAGAUUCCACCAUUAGCUGCGAAAAAGGCCGAUCUUGCCGACCAUGAGCGAGGCGUAAGAGCAAUGGACUUGCUCAGCAGAGUUGAAUCUCUCCCCAGAGUAACUCGUAGUUGACAGUUCAAGUCUCUUGGCGUAAUCCCGAAUGGCUCUCUUUGUUCGUCCGUCGUCUUGGCUGUUACAGUAGACGUCUCCUGCGGCAUCAAGAUGACGCAAUGGUCGAUCAACAGGCCAAAUGCCAACAGUUGAAGCUCACAGUCGCAGCA
Molecule: messenger RNA, 871 nt
Organism: Trichoderma harzianum CBS 226.95
Lineage: Eukaryota; Fungi; Ascomycota; Sordariomycetes; Hypocreales; Hypocreaceae
Exons: 1
Coding region: 168-722 (184 amino acids)
Source: RefSeq, a predicted model, not a curated record